This is a messenger RNA of Lachnellula hyalina, 2331 nucleotides long. Its product is annotated as DNA repair protein RAD5A. The transcript is spliced from 7 exons. Gene Ontology annotation, molecular function: ATP binding; ATP-dependent chromatin remodeler activity. The record is from RefSeq and is a predicted model, not a curated record. The coding region runs from base 1 to 2331 and encodes 776 amino acids. Lineage: Eukaryota; Fungi; Ascomycota; Leotiomycetes; Helotiales; Lachnaceae.
AUGGACGCUUCCAUGAUCCCGUUGGAUUUUGUAAGACCAAAUCAGCUGCAUGAGAUUGGUAGAAACUCGGCAUUUGGUGAAUUGAACGACCGUGUUGCUGAAAUUAUUUCUAAUAUUGACAUGGAACAAGAUAUCAAGUUCCAGAUCUACUGCAAGGCAACUAAUAAGAGAGCAAGUAUCAUUAAAAAAGGAACCCGAAAACCUGGAGCCAACGAGCUACAAUAUGUGAUGAACGCCAUCAUAUACGGGCCAGAAGAACUAUGUGAUCCGGUUGGGGAGUACUUGACAAAGUGUGGUAUAUGUUUACAAUCACCGCUACUGUGUGACAGAGACGUCCCGUACCAGAAUCCGCAAGUGCUUUGCAGAGCCAAGGAACUCGUUAUGACAUUUACUCUACAAGAUAAUAACUUCCCCACGGAAGUCGCCAAAGUGGAUACCUCUGAUAAAUUUUCUGCAUUGACAAGUAAUGUUGAUGAUCACCUUGAAGUGACAGAAGCCCCAGAUGCCAUCGUUACAUCUUUAUAUAUGCACCAGAAAAAAGCGUUGACUUUUAUGGUGAAGCGCGAAGGUGGUUGGCAGUAUGAUGACUCACGAGAUGAUGACCUCUGGGUGAAAGAGAUCGAUGAGUUUGGCCAGGUAAAGUACACGAAUACGAUUACUGAGAUGUCUCAAAGUCACGAGCCGCUAGAUUCUAGAGGGGGGUUACUUGCGGAUCAAAUGGGCCUGGGGAAGUCUUUAACAAUGAUAUCUCUCAUUGCCCUCAUUAGGUGUAAUGUGAAAGGUUUAAUCCACACUGAGCAAGGACCCCUUCGACGUCUCAAAUCUACGCUUAUGGUGGUGCCUUACUCUCAUGCUGAUCGUCAUAGGCAUUUACAACCGAAUACUUUAACGUGGACGCGGUAUCACGGAUCUCAAAAGCGCAAAAUAUUGUCUCUCGGCCAGUUCGACAUUGUCAUUACCACGUUUGAAACACUAGCUGGCGAGCAGAAGAAGCAUUUGGAUUCAAGUCAUAUCAAAGAUACACUCUUCUCGUACUUUUGGCACCGGAUUGUCUUGGACGAAGGCAGAGCUACUGCAAUAGCACGAGCAUGCUGUGCGAUUAAAGCAACUAGUCGGUGGGCUAUUACUGGAACUCCCAUCCAGAACCGUUUUAGCGAUUUCGGUAGCUUGCUUGAAUUUCUGCAAAUAUCUCCAUUCUCGAACCCCAAAAUAUUCGACAAAGAAGUUAUCAAACCUUGGGUAAAAUUCGAGGAUCGCACGAGACUAAAGAAAUUGGUAAACUCCAUUUCCCUUUGCCGAUCGAAAGGCGUCGUUGAUUUACCACCGCGCCAAGAUAUCAUUCGCAAUCUCAAGUUCAAUCCCGAAGAACAAGAGCUGUAUAACAAAGUGAAAGAAAGUACAAUCACAAAAUUAGAUACCGCUCUAUCUUCCAACCCUCUGCAUCCUGGCCAAUAUCUCAAUGCGUUGCAAUGGCUUAAUGAAUUGCGACUUCUGUGUAACCACGGACUAGCCCAUUCGAAACGACCUGUUGUCAAGCCAUCGGAACCCAGUCCAGAAAACAUACAAGUAUGGACCAAAGGAUCAGCAAAUAAGGCCUUUGAGACCAUGGUCUGUGCUGGCGAAGCGCAAUGUUCUGUUUGCUGGGAGCUACUCAGAGAUGGCGCCGGUGGAGGGCAGAAUGCCCAGGUUCCCAAACCUCAUCUUACUAAGUGUUUAACACUCAUAUGCGGUUUCUGUUUCAAAAGCUCUUCGAGAUCAAAGAAAGCAUCGACAUGCUCGCACUCCUCGCCAUGUAAGAGUUUCGAGGUCUCUUGGAAUUUAGACAGUAUUUCAACACCAGGGAUUGAGGGUUCGCUGCUAGCUGUCCAACCCGAACUUGUUUCUACGAAGCUUCAAACUCUAGUGAAAGAUCUUCAGAGUUCUCCUAAUGAAGAAAAAAGUGUCGUCUUCUCGUACUGGACGUUUACUCUCAACCUCAUCGAAUCUCUUCUCCGAACAAAGUCGAUAUCUUAUACUCGUAUAGAUGGUCGACAUUCAGGUGCAAAGCGAGAAGAAGCAAUUCAGAAAUUCCAAACAGACGAAUUAAUUCAAGUAAUUCUAGUCUCUAUUACUUGUGGUGGUGCUGGACUCGAUCUCACUGCUGCAUCGAUUGCCUACCUCAUCGAGCCCCAAUGGAAUCCCAUGAUGGAAGAGCAAGCUCUGUGUAGAAUUCAUCGCUUGGGACAGCGGAAAGCGGUCAAAACUAUCCGGUAUAGGAUCGAGAACUCAUUCGAACAGGUUUGUAUACCCCGAGCUGGUAUCGAUGGGAAACAGAACCUGACAAUGAACUAG